UUAUUAAAUUACAUUUAAGUCAUUUGAAAUAAUAGUAAAAUAAUAAUAGUGUAUUUUUUGUUUUAUUUUAAUUGCUAUUUUGAAUAGUAAAAGUGAUAAUGUGUUAUAAGUCGAUUUUGCGUGGGUUUAGUGCCGCGAAAGUUAUUGGCUUUCAAAGAAGAUGCUUUUCUGUACAUGGAGUUACAUUGAGUGGCUUGAACGUCGACAAGAGAACAUUAGCGAGUGCUGAACGAAAACAAAGGACGUUCACAGACAGAUCUCAGCUGAAGUAUGCGAGGAGACUGGUGGUCAAGCUCGGCAGUGCUGUCAUCACUAGAGAAGAUGGCAACGGACUGGCUUUGGGGAGACUUGCCUCUAUUGUUGAACAGGUAGCAGAAUGCCACCAUGAAGGUCGUGAAUGCAUCAUGGUGACGAGCGGAGCGGUGGCGUUUGGAAGACAGAAGCUGACACAAGAACUCCUUAUGUCCCUCUCUAUGAGAGAAACGCUAUCCCCGAGCGAUCACACCAGAGAGGAUGCCGGCAGUAUCCUGGACCCCAGAGCAGCGGCUGCCGUGGGCCAGUCGGAGCUGAUGUCCAUGUAUGACGCCAUGUUCUCACAGUACAACGUCAAGAUUGCUCAGGUUCUCGUGACGAAACCGGAUUUCUAUAACGAGGAGACGAGAAAGAACUUAUUCUGCACAUUAUCGGAAUUGAUAUCGCUGAAUAUAGUGCCCAUUGUCAACACUAACGACGCUGUCAGCCCACCCAUGUAUAUCCAUGAUGACACUGUGGUACCAGGAACAGGGAAAAAGGGUAUAGGUAUUAAAGAUAACGACAGCCUGUCAGCACUGCUAGCUGCUGAGAUCCAAUCAGACCUGCUCAUCAUGAUGUCAGAUGUCGAUGGAAUCUACAACAAGCCUCCUUGGGAAGAUGGCGCAAGAAUGAUACAUACUUACACGUCCAAGGAAAGAGAUCAAGUGCAGUUUGGCCAAAAAUCGAAGGUAGGUACUGGUGGUAUGGAUUCCAAAGUGAAUGCUGCAACCUGGGCCAUGGCUCGUGGUGUAAGCGUGGUCAUCUGCAACGGCAUGCAAGAGAAGGCCAUCAAGACCAUCAUUAGUGGAAGAAAAGUUGGCACAUUCUUCACUGACUGUGUCACAACUCCCGCUACAUCUACUUCUGUUGAUGUUUUGGCUGAAAAUGCAAGAACUGGCAGUCGAGUUCUACAAAGACUAACUCCAUCAGAAAGAGCAUCAGCAAUCCACUCCUUAGCAGAUUUAUUAGUUGCCAAACAAGAUGAAAUAUUAGAAGCCAACUCAAAGGAUUUAGAAGAAGCAACCAAGAGUGGGCUCGCUAAGCCAUUGUUGAGCAGGUUAUCUCUAAGUCCUAGCAAAUUGAAAACUCUAUCCAUUGGCCUCAAGCAGAUUGCUGACUCAAGUUACGAGAAUGUAGGCAAGGUCUUAAGAAAGACUAAGUUAGCUGAGAAUCUAGUUUUACAGCAAGUAUCAGUCCCCAUUGGUGUUCUAUUAGUUAUAUUUGAGUCCAGACCUGAUUCACUGCCUCAGGUAGCUGCCUUAGCUAUGGCGUCUGCGAACGGUCUUCUAUUGAAGGGAGGUAAGGAAGCUGCUCACUCGAACAAAGCUCUCAUGGCGUUAGUUAAAGAAUCUCUUAAAGGAGUUGGUGCUGAUGACGCCAUAUCUCUGGUUUCAACAAGGGAAGAAAUCAGCGACCUUCUCUCUAUGGAGAAGCAUAUCGACUUGAUUAUUCCCAGAGGCUCCUCAGACUUAGUAAGAAAUAUUCAGAAGCAGUCCCAACACAUUCCCGUUCUUGGUCACGCUGAAGGCAUUUGCCACGUUUACUUAGACAAAGAUGCUGACCCAGCUAAGGCAUUGAAGAUAGUUCGUGAUGCGAAGUGUGAUUACCCAGCUGCUUGCAACGCUAUGGAAACUUUACUGAUUCACGAAGAUCAUCUUAGUGGUGAACUGUUUAAUGAUAUCUGCAAUAUGUUGAAGAAAGAAGGAGUUAAGAUACAUGCUGGUCCGAAGCUGGCUAGUCAGUUGACGUUUGGCCCACCUCCCGCAAGGAGUAUGAAGUUUGAAUAUGGAGCCCUUGAAUGUUGUAUUGAAGUUGUUAAAGAUAUGGAUGAAGCUGUCGACCAUAUUCAUAAAUUCGGAAGCUCACAUACUGAUGUCAUUGUGACUGAGAAUGAUGCCGCAGCGAAACACUUCGUGAGAUCAGUGGACAGCGCGUGCGUGUUCCACAACGUAUCGUCGCGUUUCGCCGACGGCUUCCGCUUCGGGCUCGGCGCUGAAGUUGGUAUCUCCACCGCGAGGAUACACGCUAGAGGACCCGUUGGAGUAGAAGGCUUGCUGACCACAAAAUGGAUCCUAGAAGGCACAGACCACACAGCCGCUGAAUUCAACGAAGGCAAGAGGACCUGGCUCCAUGAAACCCUUCCCGUGAAUUGACUAAAUGACCCUAACAUAAACGAACCUUCGAAAGAAUUCGAAAUUCAAAAUGAAACGAAGACUCUUUGGUCGAGAAUCAAAGAGUACUUUUAUAAAAAAAAAACAUAGGUUAAAUAAAAAAAGAUAGUUUUUAAAAAUAGUUUUAAGUGUAAGUUUAAUAUUUUUUGUAUAGAUAUAUGUAGAAAAAUGGAAAUGACAGUAAUGAAGUUUGUUAACUAAAGUUGUUGAAGUGAGUUGUAAAAACAGAUCGAUUAAUAAAAUUAUUUUUUUA
Messenger RNA from Helicoverpa zea (corn earworm), 2715 nucleotides. It is a transcript of the gene P5CS, whose product is annotated as delta-1-pyrroline-5-carboxylate synthase. The record is from RefSeq and is a predicted model, not a curated record. Gene Ontology annotation, molecular function: glutamate-5-semialdehyde dehydrogenase (NADP+) activity; glutamate 5-kinase activity; ATP binding. The transcript has 10 exons. Gene Ontology annotation, cellular component: mitochondrion; cytoplasm. The coding region runs from base 99 to 2444 and encodes 781 amino acids. NCBI's taxonomy places the organism in Eukaryota, Metazoa, Arthropoda, Insecta, Lepidoptera, Noctuidae.